GCGCACCAAGUCUUUCAAAGCGGGCUAUCGACACUUCCACUCCAUGAACAGUAAGGCGCGAGAGACGAACUCCGUGGAAGAGGUGUACGAGCUAUUGCAGAUGAUUGGCGAAGGGUCUUCCGGUUCUGUCUGGACGGCGCGGCGGCGGAUUCUGAUCGGCACGGACCGAGAGAG
This is a messenger RNA of Amoebophrya sp. A120, 174 nucleotides long. Lineage: Eukaryota; Dinophyceae; Syndiniales; Amoebophryaceae. The record is from the annotation of a GenBank genome assembly.